AUGCAAAUGUCUGUGAAAGCUACAGAGGAUCAUUGGGAAGGAAGAUGAUUUGAAAGCAGCUGGAGAUGAAACAGUAUUUCGGGGAGCAGAACUGGAAAGCUGCAGUGUUAAUACCAUGUUGCUGGUACAUUUCUUUGGAAAAGAAGGAAAGGAAAAACUUCGCUAUUCUGAGUUUUUCAGAUUCAUGGAAAAUCUGCAAACAGAAGUCCAAGAAAUGGAAUUCAUAAAGUUCUCAAAGGGUUUGAACGUCAUGAGAAAAGAAGACUUUGCAGAAUGGUUACUGUACUUCACUGAUGAGGAAAACAAUGAAAUUUACUGGCAGAAUGUGAGAGACAGAAUUGAGACUGGCGAGAAUAUCAGUUUGGAAGAAUUCAAGACUUUUUGCAAGUUUACAAAUAACCUGGAGGACUUUUCUAUUGCCAUGCAGAUGUUUACUGUAGCCAAUCGUCCUGUUAAACGGGCCGAGUUCAAGAGAGCAGUGAAGGUGGCAACAGGACAAGAACUCUCAGAUAAUGUUCUGGAUACCAUCUUCAAGAUUUUUGAUCUAGAUGGAGAUGACUGCCUCAGCCAUGGAGAGUUUCUUGGAGUCCUGAGAAACCGAAUUCAUCGAGGUUUGAGGGUACCACAACAGCAAGGCAUUCAAGGUUACUGGAAGUGCGUGAAAAGAGAAAGCAUUAAAGGAGCCAAAGAAGUGUGGAAGCAAACUGGGAAAAGUCCUUUUUAAAGCAGUCCAUUAUUCUCUUGCUAUAGGUGUUGUUAUUUGAGGGGGGUUGUCUGUCCUGUUUACAUAAUAGUUGAAUCAAAAAUACUCUUUUUUUUUUUUUUUUUACUGAAGUUCAACUUUAAAUAACCCAGAUUCUAAUGCAAUAGUUUUAUAUCAUUCUCGUGCAAUCAGUUUGGUUUACAGAACUGUUAUCACUUUUGACAUCCAUCCAGAAGUACUCUUGUUCUAGGGAAUAGUGUUGUUUACUCCUCUGUGGAGUCCGACCCUGCGCUGUAGCUGUAGCAUGCAGGAUAUGCAGGUUUUAAUAGUGGUCACUGGCAGGAACGUCACAGCAAUAUCAUCCCCUUUUGGAAGGGUGCACAUCAUCUCAGUUAGCCACUAACACAGCAGUUCUCUUCCCCUGGCAAGGACAGAGGUCCAAAGGCAAAACCACUUGCACAAUCCAUGCAAAUCAAGUUAUCCUAGAUCAAAAAGGAAAAUUCACAUGGUUCGUGCCCUCAUUAUUCUGAACUGCUCGUGUGCUAGUUCCUGGUGACCACUUGCACAAUCCAUGCAAAUCAAGUUAUCCUAGAUCAAAAAGGAAAAUUCACAUGGUUCGUGCCCUCAUUAUUCUGAACUGCUCGUGUGCUAGUUCCUGGUGGAUGAUUCCACCAGAUCCUGUGUGGGUGUCUGGUUUGUCUACCUUCAUUAUGAUAAUGUUAAACUGGAAAUACAAGACUGUUGAUACAGGCUUGAAAAGUUAUCCAUUGAUCUAUGAAUGUAGUUGAGUCUCUCAGACCUCUUCAACAAAUCAUAUAAAUGAGAAACAAAAAUCCUCGUUGUAUCAUAAAUAGCAGUAGCUACAAUUUGAGUUAUGGCUAUUUUGCUUUAAUUGUAUUGCAGAAGGUGAAUGUGUAACAAAUAGUUCCUUUAUCUUAGAAUUGUGUAAGGCUGUGAUGAGGAACGCUGCAGUAUCUCAGGAAUUCAAGGUUAUAAUAAGCAAGUGUUGGGGGAAUAGUAAGUCCAAUGAAAAAGUAAAUAAAAUUGUUUUUACUCCAAAAUGCAAAGUUAGACAUACGAUCUUAAACAAUAAACCAAGGAGCAAAUCAAAAUUAACAUUUAGCAAUUAUAGAUGAACAUUUUUAGCUAUAACAUAAUGUGCAUCUGUGUAUAUAAAGGUGUGCAUUACAUGUUUUUUCUUUCUUGUAUCCUUAGGAGCCAACAGCCCCAGGUCCAGAUCAGUCUUCCUGGUUGGCUGCUAUACAUAGGAGAUAGACUUAUCUAUAAAGCUCUCAAGGUUCUUCCUCUUUCCCUCUGCAAGUUGUCUGACCUGUUUUGGCUGGGGUGAAAGCUUAGACUUUCAAGACAGGUUUGUGGUAACAGGCUCAUAAGAUGGACUGGGAAAUGUCUCCAGAAAAACAACCAAGAAAUCUCACCACUCUUUGAGGAAGUAUCCGUCCCUUUUAAGCAUGACACUGGCUGUGUUAUUCUCAAAGUAGUAUAUAAGCUCAGCGGGAGGUGGUGUCAUUUCUUUGAGGUUUGGGUGAGGGAAGCCUUGAGAAGAGGGGAAUCUUUCAUGAUAGAUACCAGAGCAGCCCUCAGGUGAGGAACAGGAGAGACUGCAUUAGGAAACCAUAAAGAUCCCACCUACGGAGCACCAAGAUGACAGAGAAUGUACUUGGUCUGUUGGUAGGUAUCAGGCUGGCUUGUGCUGAGGAGGAGUCCUCCCACCCAAGCCUCAGCAUGGUGGGCUCUCCUGGGGAAACAGAGCGAGAAGCCAGCAAAGCAGCUCUUCCCUCCAUGGCCUUCUCUUGGAGCUUUAAUUUAAACUGUGUUAAAGAGAUCAUGCUUGUAUUGUUGUCAUCUGUGGACAUGCACCUAGAGCCACCCACCAGAACAAGAGCAUGCCUGUGUGGGUGUCCUGAGCCCUGUCUAGAAGAUCAGGUACCCGUGACCACCAAGGAUCCCCUUACUUCCCCAGGAAACCAUCAGAAUGAAAUAAAAUGCAGUGAACACCUCAGCCUCCCCCCACAACUGAACUCAUGCGCUGCUCUGGGGCAGCGGGAGAUAAGAGACCUGGUGUCCCUUGGGUGUUUGCAAGUUGCUUGUAUCUUCUGGUGAUGGGAGCUGUGAGUAGAGCUGAUGGCAGCGCGCGUGGGGCGGUGGGACUGGCAUCAAAGUACGGCAGCCCGCUCCGCGUCACCAAAUAGUAAAGAGCACAAUCGAGCAAGACAUGUCUGUAUCACAGAAGUGUGUGUUUCCACCCAGAGUGUGCUGUGGUCCGGCUCUGGCUUUAAUGCAAAGCUGCCUUUUACUUGCUGUUGUUACUAUUUAGGCAAAUCAUUUUUACUUUGCAAUGGAGAUUAUUCUUUAACAUUUUAUUCUGUGAAACGUUAACAGGUUUAUGAUGUUUUGUAUUGCUUAUGUGGUUUCUUUUGUUUACCAAUGACUUGGUUCCUACAAGCUGUUUGGUUUUCUUUUGAAAAAGUCAAUUCAUUUAGUUUUCGUGUAUCUAGAAGUUGAAUUCCUCAUUGCUCAUUGUAUCUGGGCUUGUGCAAUCAGCAGUAUCUGCUUUUGGCAGCAAGCAAAACCUUUGAGUUCAGAGGAAAAAGAAAACAGAUAUGCUUAUUUUUAAGUGAACUUCAUAUUGAUUAGGAGUUAAAAUGGAGUUGUGAAACGUUUUCAGAAGAAGUUAUCCUGAAAGUACAGCCAGGAAGGAACUCCUCUGAAGGCCUGGGAAGACUUGUCCCUCAGGCUUGAAGAAUCAGACUGUUUAAUUUUAUAGUCUAUUUUCAUUUGUCUUAACCAAAAGGCUUUACAAAACAGUCUUAAAAUAAUUUCUCAUGUUCUUAUUUCUCAUAAUCUUAGGUUGAAAGAGCUAUUUCAGUGUUUAGAUAGACCUUGUCUUUUAAGGAAGCCAUCCUAGUUUUAGCAUUACCUGGUUUAGUUCCUUUUAGUAGCUGUGUGGUAUUGUCAGCCUGCCCAUCAGCAUUAUUCAACACAAUUUAGUUAAAAGUUUACGGCAACCAAAUAAAAUAUAUUUUUUAAAUCUCCAA
Molecule: messenger RNA, 3759 nt
Organism: Columba livia (rock pigeon)
Lineage: Eukaryota; Metazoa; Chordata; Aves; Columbiformes; Columbidae
Gene: MICU2
Product: mitochondrial calcium uptake 2
Exons: 7
Coding region: 116-724 (202 amino acids)
Biological process (GO): mitochondrial calcium ion homeostasis; calcium import into the mitochondrion
Cellular component (GO): uniplex complex
Molecular function (GO): calcium ion binding
Source: RefSeq, a predicted model, not a curated record